CUGUACUAACAAAUUAGGCCCUUUUCAUCUUUCUUCGAAUUUCUGUUGGGAAGAGUCAGUGAUGCAGCUGCCUCACCUUCAAUAGUAGCCCCAGGGAUUAUCUCAGGGAAAGAAGAUGGCUACAAUGGCUCAGCUUAGUUGCCCUUCACUUGCUGCUCAUUAUUGCCUUAUCUUUACCUCUCCCCACACAAGUAUUAGUUUCGGAUUAGGCAAUAACACUUUCCCAUCAUCACAAUGCAGUAAAAUUACGAAACCGUUGAACUUUGAUCUUCAAACCAAAUUACACACCCCCUGUGCUGGUGGUGGCGGUGGGCAGGGGGAUGGUGGUGGAAAUGGUGGCCGUGGAGAGUGGAGUGGUGGAGGAGGAGACUCAGAUGAAUCUAGGCCUUCGGGGGAUGGGUUUGGACCAAUCGGGGCUCUUAUAAACGGUUGGAGGUCGAGGGUUGUUGCUGAUCCACAAUUCCCUUUCAAAGUUCUCAUGGAAGAAAUUGUGGGCCUCGGCUCAUGUAUUCUUGGAGACAUGGUGUCCCGGCCCAAUUUUGGUCUCAAUGAGCUCGACUUUGUGUUCUCGACUCUUGUUGUUGGCGCUAUUUUGAAUUUCGUGCUCAUGUACAUCUUGGCUCCCACCUCAUCUUCUUCAAUCCAAACUCUGCCGGCCAUAUUUGCGAAUUCUCCUGCAAGCCAUAUGUUUGAACCGGGGCCAUAUAGUAUGUUGAGUAGGCUUGGUACUUUUGUGUAUAAAGGCACUCUAUUCGCUGCUGUUGGAUUUGCAGCUGGACUAGUAGGGACUGCCAUUUCAAACGGGUUGAUUAUGAUGAGGAAGAAGAUGGAUCCUGAUUUUGAGACGCCCAACAAGCCUCCGCCUACGCUUCUAAACGCUGUCACUUGGGCAAUCCAACUGGGAAUCAGCAGCAAUUUGAGGUACCAAUCUCUGAAUGGCAUUGAGUAUCUUCUCGCCAAGGGACUUCCACCAUAUGUUUUCAAGACCUCUGUCAUCAUUUUGAGAUGCUUGAACAACGUCCUUGGAGGGAUGUCGUUUGUCACUCUGGCUAGGUUGACGGGAUCGCAAAUUGUUGAGGGAGGGAAGGCGAAUGUUGCUGAGGAUGGGCGCUGAACGGUGAGAGAGAAUGCAAAAUUGGCGAGCAAAGCACAUGCACUUGCAAACAAGCCGGAUUACUUCCUAGCAAUCCGUCAUCCUAGCGCAUAAGGUUUAGUUUGCUUCUCUCUUGUCCUACGCUUUCUGCAACGAAAACAAUCGGCUUCUGUGUAACAAUUCAAGACUCAGUGUCUUCUAAAACCCAUCCUCCAUGUUUUCUCUUGAGGGGAGGGAGCUUUUGUUGAGCUAGAUUAACAAUUAGUCUGAUGUAUUUUGGUUCUGUUUGUAAAUUGAGGGAUUGGGAUGCAGAAAUGGUUAUGAGAACUUGGAUAGUUUUAACUCUCA
This is a messenger RNA of Sesamum indicum (sesame), 1441 nucleotides long. Its product is annotated as protein RETICULATA-RELATED 3, chloroplastic. The record is from RefSeq and is a predicted model, not a curated record. NCBI's taxonomy places the organism in Eukaryota, Viridiplantae, Streptophyta, Magnoliopsida, Lamiales, Pedaliaceae.